Messenger RNA from Callithrix jacchus (white-tufted-ear marmoset), 9153 nucleotides. It is a transcript of the gene NPFFR1, whose product is annotated as neuropeptide FF receptor 1. The record is from RefSeq and is a predicted model, not a curated record. Gene Ontology annotation, biological process: G protein-coupled receptor signaling pathway; cellular response to hormone stimulus. Gene Ontology annotation, molecular function: neuropeptide receptor activity; peptide binding. Gene Ontology annotation, cellular component: plasma membrane. NCBI's taxonomy places the organism in Eukaryota, Metazoa, Chordata, Mammalia, Primates, Cebidae.
AGGCGCGCGGGUGCCAUGACGACUGCGCCGCGCGAUCCCCCUCCUUCCCCUGGCCGGGAGGCGCGAAGCGACCAGCAGCUGAGCCAGGCGGGCAGCAGCGCUGUGUGGUCAGUCCGAGGGGAGGGAAACUGGCCAGGGUCUGGGGCCUGGGAGUGCAUGCCCCCUGACCGCUCCCCGCCCGCCUCUUCCCAGACCGAGCUGACCUGCUGAGAGCGCAGAGGCAGAGGCGCGGGUCCGCACCCAAGUGCCCGCAGACUGUCCCCUCGCCCACCGGCCCGAAGGGGCCCGUCGUCUCCAGCCAUCGGAGAACGCUGGAGCCCACAACAGGGGGCAGCAUGGAGGGGGAGCCCUCCCAGCCUCCCAACAGCAGUUGGCCCCUAAGUCAGAAUGGGACUAACACUGAGACCAACCUGGCUGCAAACCUCACCUUCUUCUCCUACUACCAGCACACCUCCCCUGUGGCAGCCAUGUUCAUUGUGGCCUAUGCCCUCAUCUUCCUGCUCUGCAUGGUGGGCAACGCCCUGGUCUGUUUCAUCGUGCUCAAGAACCGGCACAUGCGCACUGUCACCAACAUGUUCAUCCUCAACCUGGCUAUCAGUGACCUGCUGGUAGGCAUCUUCUGCAUGCCCACCACCCUUGUGGACAAUCUCAUCACUGGGUGGCCCUUCGACAAUGCCACAUGCAAGAUGAGCGGCUUGGUACAGGGUAUGUCUGUGUCAGCUUCCGUUUUCACGCUGGUGGCCAUCGCUGUGGAAAGGUUCCGCUGCAUCGUGCACCCUUUCCGCGAGAAGCUGACCCUGAGGAAGGCGCUGGUCACCAUCGCCGUCAUCUGGGCCCUGGCGCUGCUCAUCAUGUGUCCCUCGGCCGUCACGCUGACCGUCACCCGUGAGGAGCACCACUUCAUGGUGGACGCCCGCAACCGCUCCUACCCUCUCUACUCAUGCUGGGAGGCCUGGCCCGAGAAGGGCAUGCGCAGGGUCUACACCACCGUGCUCUUCUCGCACAUCUACCUGGCGCCGCUGGCGCUCAUCGUGGUCAUGUACGCACGCAUCGCACGCAAGAUCUGCCAGGCCCCGGGACCGGCCCGCGGGGACGAGGAGGCGGCUGACCGGCGCGCGGCGCGGCGCAGGACGCGCGUGGUGCACAUGCUGGUCAUGGUGGCGCUGUUUUUCACGCUGUCCUGGCUGCCGCUCUGGUCGCUGCUGCUGCUCAUCGACUAUGGGCAGCUCAGCGCGCCGCAGCUGCACCUGGUCACCGUCUACGCCUUCCCCUUCGCGCACUGGCUGGCCUUCUUCAACAGCAGCGCCAACCCCAUCAUCUACGGCUACUUCAAUGAGAACUUCCGCCGCGGCUUCCAGGCAGCCUUCCGCGCCCGCCUCUGCCCGCGCCCGUGGGGGAGCCACAAGGGGACCUACUCCGAGCGGCCCGUGCCUCUGAGCAGGCGGGUCUUCGUGGCGGUGCGGCCCAGCGACUCGGGGUUGCCCUCUGAGUCCAGCCUGAGCAGUGGGGCCCCCAGGCCCAGCCGCCUCCCGCUGCGGAAUGCGCGGGUGGCCCACCACGGCUUGCCCGGGGAAGGGCCCGGCUGCUCCCACCUGCCCCUCACCAUUCCAGCCUGGGAUAUCGGAGGUGGUCCAGGGAGGGCGAGCCCCUGCCUGGGGGCCCCGACUGGACCCGAGAUACACGCAUGCGACAUUGGCAUGGUGUGAUUAGGAGGGGAUGCAUGGAGCCUCCCUCUCGAGAGCCAGGCAGUGGUGGGCAGCUGCUGGUGAUGUCUUCCCUGCUGCCUUCACCCUCAGCACAGGGAAAUGCGGGGGACAGGAAGGAGCCAAUUUGCCCCAAAACCCUUCUGUGUGGUGGGCUUGACAAACAUCAUCUCAUUCAAUUGUCACAACGCUUUGGAGACAGGUUUUCUUUUCCUCCUACAAAUGUAAAAACUGAGGCCUGGAGGGGAGACGUGACUCGUCCAAAGUUCUCAGGUGGAAAUGGCAUGCCAGCCUAUCUGAUUCCAGUGCCUGUGUGGUUUUUAUCGUCUCCAGCUGGCUCCAAAAGGGCCGAGUGAGGUAGGACACCACGAACUCAGUAAGUCCUAAUUAGGCAGCUAGGAAGAAGUGAAAAGCAAAGCCGGCCUAUCCCUUGAUGCUUGGUGUCCACGUGUGGGAGUCCCUCAUGUUGUUACUGAAGCCACUCCCCUUGAUCCUUUUCUGGAAGAACACGAUGUGCCUUCCUGCCGGCUCUAAUGUGUUGCUUUGUCUUGUUUGUUCCAAGAAGUUCCAAGAGGCCAUUGUCCUCAGAGCUGAACAGCUUCAGAACGAGCCUCGGGAAGGCUGCCUCAGUUGCAGUGCACUCUAGGUCUUGCCCUCUGAGUCUAGAGAACAGCGGAGGGACUCCCGGUUCCAUCGUCCAGACCCAGCCAAGAACUUUGCUACAGGCAGCUGCAGGGCCAGGGGAGGUGUCCCUGUACUUACUCAAAGACAAGGAGGAAGGGGGACACACGGUAUGCAUUUUCCACAUUGGGAAACACAUCUGCUCACUGGACUGAAAAUGCAAAGCCUUGCCCAAGGUCUCUCUCCCAGCUCUUCCUGGGAGGGAGAAGUUGGUCAACUGAAGCUGCAGCCAGAGUGCCCUCUGGGGACUCCUGAAGGACACACACUAAACUCCUCCCCACAUGAAUGACUUGUGUACCCUAAAGAGGUACCGGAGAGCCCCAUUUACUCCGGCUUUCUCCCAGCACCCCUGCAUCAACUUGAGGAAAUAUGGCUUCUCUCCAGGACACGGGAGGACAUGGGAUUGCCUGGGGGGGGUCCUUUCACAGGCCCCCUCAUAAGGCAGUUAACUGGACAUUUCCCCCAACCUCUAUAGAAAACACAGUGUUGCUAGAAAUUUAGUAAAUGAAAAAGAAAUGUUUCCAGGGGUCAGGGCUCUGAGGCUCUGUUCCCUUCACUGACACACGAUGACUGUUUACUGUUUGCUCCACUCUGAAUUCCAAGUAUAGGGCAGAAGAAAAUUCCUAAGCAGUUGUACAAUACAUUCUUCAAGUAUGUCUGCAGACACUGUCUCAUUUAAUCCAUACUAUUGAGGUUGAAGGAGAUUGAAUAUUAUUGUCAUUUCACAAAGUGACUGAGCUCAAAGGGGCCAAGUUCCCAGGGCCACAGAGAGUCCGGAUUUAGAUGAAACUGUCUUCUGAUUGUUCUUCCCACCCUGCAUGCUGCCUUUCAAGGAACGUGGACAUGAUGAGAGAACUGAAAAUUUCCCCAAAGAUUUUUUGCCUAACAGUGAACCAGAAUGCCCACUCCUGGUGCCCAAGCUCUUGGUCUGGAAAAGAAAUCUAUUGUGUUUACUCUUGACAUCUCUGAGCUGUUCUUACCCUUGUGCUGAGCAGGCUGCCAAGAGCCAUCAUGACCCUGUCCUGGUUCUGGGGGUGAUGGAUGAGAGGCUCAGAGAGGGUGUGCCAUCCUGCCCCUCAGUGGUAUUAGCUAGUGCCAUGUGGCCAGAGAGUUCCCAACUGGUUCUGGGCUAUUUAUUCUGAAGAAAUCUGACUCUAGGCUCUAAAAGUAGGCCAGAGAAAGCGCCAUUUCAAAUCCCAAAUGCCUGUCCCUAUGGCUGGGGGGAAACUGUCUGAAGACGCCAUCUGGUAUCUCCUCUGGGGCACAUUAGCAUCGCCUCUUCGAGUACAAAAUCAGCAUUUGAGGCUGGGGGCAGGUGCGGAUACCAAGAUACUCACUCAAGCCAACCUUUCCAUCACAUCCCCUUUGUCUUCCCUGAAAAAUGCCAUGCUUCGAAAGGAUAUAAUUGCCCAGAAAACUCCUGUGUGGGUCACAAUUCACAUAUUUUGCUGUUACUUUUGUUUUUUCUAAAAAAUUAAUCAGAGGCUGUAUCUGCCCAUUCGGAUAUGAAUGAUAAUGGGUGUGACUUCACACUUUAAUGAAGAGAGAUGCUGUGGGUAUAUGGGGAGUUUGUUUCUUUGUGGAUGUGGUAAAAUAUACACAAUGUAAAAUAUACCAUUUUGCCCAUUUUAAGUUUACACGUCUGGCAUUAAAUAUAUUCACAAUGUUGUGUAACCAUUACCACUGUCUAUUUUCAGAACCUUCUUAUCUUCCCAAACUGCAACUCUGUACCCAUACACAACAUCACCCCAUCCCUUCUCCUCCCAGCCCCUACUAUUCUACUUUCUGUCUGUGAAUUUGGCCACUCAAGAGGAAUCAUACAAUAUUACCCUUUUUGACUGGCUUCUUUCACUUAGCAUAAUGUCUUCAAGGUUCAUCCACGUUGCGGCACAUCCAUGUUGUGUCAGAGAUUUCUUUCAUUUUCAAAGCUGAAUCAUAGCCCGCUGUCUCGAUAGUCCCCAUUUUCUUUAUCCAUUCAUCCAUCCAUGGGCACCUAGGUUGUUUCUACCUUUUGGCUACUGUGAAUAAUGUAUGGAGUUUUUAGAUGCUGGAAAUAGUUCCUGACAACAGUACCUGUGUGAACCCUGAGGACAGAGACCCUAGGUUGGGAACCAGGGUCUCUCCCAGCUUGCCAUUUUAUGGGUGACAAAACAGAGGCUUCCAGGACAGCUGUGAUGUGUCUCACUCCCCUCAUGCCCACCCUAGUUGUUCUGGGCUUCUGCUGGGCUUUACUUCUUGACUAGAGUGGCUAGAAAACUUUACGUUUUUUCCAUGGGAUGUUUUUAUGAAGCUAUUUUAUAACUAUAGAUUUGUUAUCCUCACUGGAUUCCUAUGUUCUGACACCUGGACUCUUUCGGGGCUUUGUGCAGCCAAGACACCCAAGGGAAGCGGUGUGGACCAUUCCUGAUGUGCCAUGCUCCCAGGUUGGCUGGGUCUCCUAAGGUGACUGCCCUUUCAUAAGCAGAAAGUUCAGAGAUGAAUGGGAUGUGUGAUGGGGGAAAAGGGCCAGAGGCCUGUUGACACUGAGCAUUUCCACCCAGAGGGCCUCCUGGAGGGACUCUGUGUCCUGUCCUGCCAUGUGCAGCAUGAGUGGUCACCCUCAUCGUGGGUCUCCACUGAUGAAUGGCCUCUUGACUUUAGUAAGACCACGCAGCACCCAACAGACCAAUGUGAGCUGGAGGCGGAUGCCCGGCCUGGACCCCACAAACCACAGUCUGCCCGGCCCUGUGCUGAGGAGUCUCUCUUGGGGCCUGGAGGACGCAUGAGUUGAUUUGCGUUGGAAUGGAGGGCGAAGUUGGCAAAGGAAGACGAGAGCCCCCUAUCAUUAGUCUACUGUGUAUUCAUCCAGAAAGCAAGGUGAGAGCCAAGCCCAGGGCUGGAUGGACAAAGCAUUGCUAUUAAGCUCUGCACCUUUUUGCCUCCUUUUCCUCAGCUCACCCCUCAGAAGUGCCACUGAUGAAAGAUAGAUGAGGAGGAGGCAGCAGCCUAAAUGGGCUUCAUUACAACAAACAAUGUUGAAUGAACAAUGCAUUCCUUGUUGAAUAACCCAAUUAUUUACGAUCAUGGCAUUUUAUUGUUGUUUUUCUCUCUCUCUACAAAAGCCCUACAUAAUUAUUGUGGAAAUUUUACAAGAUUUCAAUAAGCAAAGACAAGAAAACGAAAAGCACCCAAAUCCUACCACAAGAGACAAGCAUAGACUCCUUUUCUGUGCAUAUAUCUCUCAAUGUAUUUAACAUUCUUGGAACAGCUUUAUUGAGGCAUAACUUAUGUAUGAAAAAAUUCGCCCAUCUUCAGUGUACUGCCUGAUGAGUUUUAACAAUUGUAUACAGUUAUGUCACCACCACACUGAAGAUAUUUCCAUCAUCCUAAAAUGUUUCCGUGUGCUAAUUUAUAGCCAAUUAUUCCCCGCAAGCUCCUGAUUCCAGAAAACAGUGAUCCAAAUUCAGAAUGUCAUAUAGAUGGAAUCAGACAGUUUGCAGCUGAGUCUGGUUUCUUUCACUUAAAAUGAUAUUUGCAAGAUUCCUUCAUGCUGUAGCAUGUAUCAGUAGUUUUGCCUUUUGAUUGCUGAGUUCUAUUCCACUGUAUGAAUAGAUCACAUUUUGUCUAUCCGUUCAUCAAUUGAUAGACAUUUGGUUGUCACCAGUUUUUGGCUCCUAUGACUAAUGCUGCUAUAAACAUUCCUUAUAUGUACAAGUCCUUAUAUGUCUUUGUAUGUAUGUUUUCCAUUUUCUUAGGUAGAUACCUAGGAUUGAGAUUGCUGGGUUGCAUGGUCUGUGUAUAAUUUAACUGUGUAAGAAACUGUUUUCCAGUGUGCCAAAGUGUUUCCAAAGUCGUUGUACCAUUUUGCACUCCCAUUAUGAGUGUAUGAAUGUUCCAGUUAUUCUACAUCCUUGCCAACACUUAGCGGUAUCAGCCUUUUGAAUAUUUCUGGGCCAUCUGGACACAGUGGCUCACUCCUGUAAUCCCAGCACUUUGGGAGGCCCAGGCUGGUGGAUCACCUGAGGUCAGGAGUUUGAGACCAGCCUGGCCAACAUGGUGAAACCCUAUCUCUACUAAAAAUAUAAAAAUUAGCCAGGUGUGGUGGUGCACACCUCUAGUCCCAGAUACUUGGGAGGCUGAGACACAAGAAUCACUUAACCUGGGAGGUGGAGGUUGUGGUGAGACGAAUUGGGUCACUGCACUCCAGCCUGGGUGACAGAGCAAGACUGCAUCAAAAAAAAGGGAAAUUUUCCCUGAUGACUAGUGAUGCUGGGCAUCUUUUUGUGUGCUUAUUGGCCAUUCUAUAUCUUUUAUUGUAAAGUGUCUUCAAAUCUCUUUUAAAAACAUGAUUUUUGCUGAGCAUAAUGGCUUGCGCCUGUAAUCCCAGCACUUUGGGAGGCUGAGGCGGGAGGAUCACCUGUGGUCAGAAGCUCGAGACCAGCUUGGCCAACACGGUGAAACCGAAACCCCAUCUUUACCAAACAUACGAAAAUUAGCAGGGUGUGGUGGUACACACCUGUAAUCCCAGCUACUUGGGAAGCUGAGGCAGGAAAAUCACUUGAACCUGGGAGGUGGAGGUUGCAGUGAGCUUAGAUGGCGCUGCUGUACUCCAGCCUAGAUGACAUAGUAAGACUCCAUCUCAAAAAAUAAUAAUAAUAAUGAUAAAAACAUGAUUUUAUUAUAGAGGCUUUAGCACAAAAAUUUGCCCUAAAUCUAAGAGGUAUUUUGUGUGUGUGUGUGUGUGUGUGUGUGUGUGUGUGAACAGAUGACUUUUUCUUUUUGAGAUGGAGUCUCCCUUUUGUCGCCCAGGCUGGAGUAUAAUGUUGUGAUCUCAUCUCACUGCCACCUCCGCCUCCCAAGUUCAAACAAUUCUCCUGAGUAGCUGUGAUUACAGGUGCCCGCCACAACACUCAACUAGCUUUUGUAUUUUUAGUAGAGACAGGGUUUCACCAUGUUGGCCAGGCUAGUCUCGAGUUCCUGACCUCAGGUGAUCUGCCCGCCUCGGCCACCCAAAGUGCUGGGAUUACAGGUGUGAGCCACCAUACCCAGCCAAUGAUUUAAAAAUUCAUUAAGAAUGUGUCUAAAGCAAAGUAAGAGGAUAUAGUGUGAUAGAAGAAGGAGGGCUAUUUGAAUAGAAGGCUAGGAAUGGCCACUGUGAGGAGGUGAUGUUUGACUGCACAUAUGAAGUGAGAGAGGGAGCCAUGUGAAUAGCUGGGAAAAAAAACAAACCAAGACAGAGAGAGCAUCAUGUGCAAAGGUCCUGAGGUAGGAGUGGGAUAACUGAAAACGGAAGUAGUAGAUAUCAAAAUACUAUUGAAUUUCAAUAAUUAAAUUUCUGGUUAACCCAAAAAUGUACUUAGUGUCUAUUAAAAGCCAAUCAUAGGCCAGGCAUGGGGGCUCACGCCUGUAAUCCCAGCAAUUUGGGAGGCCAAGAUGGAUCACUUGAAGUUGGGUUUUGAAGACCAGCUUGGCCAACAUGGUGAAACCUCAUCCCUACUAAAAUGCAAAACUUAGCCGACAUGGUGGCAAUCACCUGUAAACCCAGCUACUUGGGAGGCUGAGGCAGGAAAAUUGUUUGAACCUGGGAGGCAGAGGUUGCAGUGAGACAAGAUAGUGCCACUGAACCCUAGCCUGGGUGACAGAGUGAGACUCUACCUCAAAAAAAAAAAAAAAAAAAAAAGCCAGGCGUAGAUAGUACUACAUACUUUCUGUUAUUUAUUUCUCACAAUGAACCAUAAGCUCCAGGAAGACAGUAACUAUGUUCACUUACCUUUGUGGAUUCAGCUAGGAUAUUGUCUGGUGCAUAGGAGGCACUUAAUAAACGUCUGUUGCAUGAAUGAAGUAAUGAACUAAGCAGGUGUUUAUUAUUAUUCCCAUACUAUAGAUUGGAAAAGCAAGGUCCAAAGAAGUAAAGUAACUUAUUCCAGGUUAUGUAACUGAAAGUAAGACUCAAACCUUAGUCUAUCUGACCACCAAGCCCAAGUUUUUGCCAUUCCCCAAGCUACUGUGCUCUCUCCUUCCUACAUCUGGGAAACUGAGAUUCAAAGUGAAAGAAAGAGGCUUUAUGGAGGUCUCCCAUUAUUCUAAAAAUAAAACCAGCCAGCCACAGGCUCCAGGCUGCUGUUUUGGCCAUGAGACACAUUUACAGCACUUUCAAUGGCUUCCAAAGAUUUGGGAUAGAAGGAAUACCAGCAGUUUAGGUAAAAGGUUUAAAUUUAGUUUGACUCAAUACCACAUCAAGCCCUCAAAGCAGCCACGGGCUCCCCUGACCUGUGGUCACUGAGGGAGCAAAAGCUGCUAACUGGCUGUAGAGUCCUGCCUUGAGCUGUUUGUGUUCUCCUGCUAGCUGCAAUGCCCAGGCCUGUGAAUCCUGUCACCAACAAAUGAUGCUGUGGUCAUGCACAAGCCAAAUUAAUGUGGGUGGAAAAACCCAAGCUUAGUGAUUUGGGCAAAUUAGUUUGUCACAUAGCCAGUGGUGGUGUUAAAUCACUCUCUGUUUGAGGAGUAAUCACUCUCCCCCCAUCACCACCCUCUCUGUCUUCCCUUCUGUGUGGAAGUUAGAACAGCCAAGUAAAUCUGUUUCAGUGGCGGAGCAAUCUACAUUUCUGUGUUUUGACUGCCCCCCAGGAGAAGUAUUUUGUGUAGCGUAUUUUGUUUAUCCAGAGUGCUGUCUCUGAAGCCACCUCCAAUGAUCAGAAUCACCUCUUUAACUCUUCUCUUGUCCAUGUCUUUGCAAAAUGAUUCUGUUACCUAUGCUAUAAAUUACGGAAAAUAAACUCAUAAUGAAAGA